This is a messenger RNA of Mercenaria mercenaria, 1672 nucleotides long. RefSeq names its product complement C1q-like protein 2. The transcript is spliced from 2 exons. The coding region runs from base 43 to 675 and encodes 210 amino acids. Gene Ontology annotation, molecular function: protein binding. NCBI's taxonomy places the organism in Eukaryota, Metazoa, Mollusca, Bivalvia, Venerida, Veneridae. The record is from RefSeq and is a predicted model, not a curated record.
UUACAAAAUUUUACGUUCCUGACAGUUUGAUACUUUGAAAGCAUGGCAUUCUUUUGGAUAGAAAUUGCUGUUCUGAGUUUGUUGUUGGUGAUCGGAUCUAAUGGUGUUAAAGAAUCUGUUGACGGCUUAAGUAAUUCUGAGACUCAAAGCUUGUUACAGAUAAUAAUUAGUGAGGUAAAACAGCGGGAACGACUUGCCGUAAAGGUUGAGGAACUUCAAGAUAAAAAUAGGGUUGUAGAAGCCCAGUUGAACAACUUAACAGCCGAGACAUCCAACAACAAGAGGCAGGUUGCUUUUUCUGGUAGAAUCGGCAGACAUAUACCGUUAUCUGAAAAGGGGGAGGUUGUGAAGUUUGGCGUUGUCACAACCAACAUAGGAAAUGCAUACAGCACAACAACUGGAAUAUUCCGCUGUCCCGUAGCUGGGUUGUAUCUAUUUUCCUGCAAUGUCCUAGGGGACAAAAUUGGAUGGGUGACACUAUAUGUUUAUAAGAAUGGAGUACAGAUUGCACGGCCUUACACAGGAGUUGGUAUUAAGGAGCAUGAGUCCGGAUCGGAUAGCGCUGUAGUUCAUGCUGAAGCUGGAGACGAAAUAUACUCAACAGAUAUUGGUGGAACAUCUGCCUACCUUGACACUAUGUCAAGAUUUUCUGGAGUUCUCCUUAAUGCCGACUGAGUGAAUUCAAAAAGGCAGAUUGAAAUACAUAUCAGAACUCUUUACUGCCUUCACUGCACUGUAAUACAUACUUAUUUUUUCUGUAUAUUAUUAUGUCAUAUCCGUAGGACAAACUGACAAUUGAAAAUUCAGUUCGUUAUUGCAGCAAUUAAAACGUUUUCAGUUUAGUUGUUCGGUAUUUUUAGGACAAACUUAGCCAGGUUUGGCAUCUUGAAAACUCUCUUUCGCCAAAACAACAAAACCAGAAAUGUACAGACCCAUAUACUUUUUUUUAAAAUUAAUUAACCGAAUUUGUACCCAAAAUUGUUUUAUAACAAUAGUAAUUACAUGUUUUAAAUUUAGACAAGUCAAAAAUGAUAAAAUUAUCUUGGGCUGCAAGCGUAAUCAUUGACACGAACAAUUUAUUUGAACUUUUCGAACUUCACAAACUGUGUCUAAAUUUGUGAGGAGUGGCUGUGUCCAUUAAGUAAAUAAUCGUUCAUUAUGUGCAAUUUGUGAAAUAUGUUGACAAAUGAGCCGCGCCACGUGAAAACCAACAAAGUGGCUUUGCGACCAGCAUGGAUCCUGGCCAGACUGCGCGGAUGUUGGUUUUCUCAUGGCGCGGCUCAAAUAUAGAUUUCUUGGUGACAAAUUCAAAGGCUAUCCACUUAAAGUAAUGAACCCAUAAUGACAAUCGGCAGUUUCCGCACGAGUUCGUAUUUUCGUCUGUUAUUUCCGGGUAUUUGUCGGUCGUAAAUAAAGCCCAUACCAACAAUGAUUUCCCUUACAACCAGUAAACAGUUUUCACAGCUUCUCGGACUACAUGCGUCUACUUAAUUUUCAAAACCACACACAAAUGUCUGUAAUCAGACACUUAAGCUGUUGCUUUCGGCUCUGAUCCUUUUUCAGGCAUUAUCUUAUGUACCAUGUAUCAUGAAUUGUAAAUAUUGCAAUUUUGUUUGAAAUAAACUAUGUUUAAACUAAUCAGACACUUGAAAUAAAUGUAUUGCAAUAUUAA